Molecule: messenger RNA, 700 nt
Organism: Pogona vitticeps (central bearded dragon)
Lineage: Eukaryota; Metazoa; Chordata; Lepidosauria; Squamata; Agamidae
Gene: OAZ3
Product: ornithine decarboxylase antizyme 3
Biological process (GO): positive regulation of protein catabolic process
Cellular component (GO): cytoplasm; nucleus
Molecular function (GO): ornithine decarboxylase inhibitor activity
Source: RefSeq, a predicted model, not a curated record
AUGACGCCUUCUGACAAGAGCUCGACUCACGUCCAGCAAGAGAGCUUGAGUUUCAGGCCCCGCUACUGCCUGCAGUGUUCCGAGUUCGAGGGCGGCUGCCCAGACAGGAGAAGAAACGAAGGGGAGGACGGCGCAGGCCUAAAAGAGGUAUAUAAGGCUGGGAAACUCACUGUUUUUGCGAGCGAUUGUCAGCAUCCUGACCACCCAGUUCAGCUGGAUUUUCACUUUGCACGGGGCAGCCAAGGCAGCAACCACUGGCACGGUCUUCUCCGAGGACGUGACCUGUUUCUUGACACGCCUUGCCACAUCCUGGACCUUAACAGCCGUGACAGUCUGGUGGCGACUCUGGAAUACACUGAAGAAAAAACAGAAGCAGACCGGGUGAUUGUGAACUUCCGCAAGUCUCGGCAGGACCGGAGAGACCUGCUCCGGGCCUUUGGUUUCUUGGGUUUCAACCUUCUGCGGCCAGACGACCCCACCCUUCCCCCCUGGGAAGAUGCCAUCUUCAUGGUCUACCCCAUGGACCGAAGCCUCUGCCUAGAGGAAGAGUAAGCAAGCUCAAGGGGAGGCGCUUUGGACAGACAGGAUGGGGCCGAACAGCGGGACAGCCACCUUCGAUGCACUCCGCUGGGAACGAUUCCAGCCGCCAACCUGGCAUCUUUGACCUGCGAGGUGGCAUUAAACGGGUGUGAAAGCUUGA